AGAUUCAAUUAACUUCGCAUGAUUUUUCGACAAUAACGAUACAUAACCUCUCGCAAUAACAAUUCCACAAUUGAACUCGAUCAUGUUGCAUAAAAUUUCAUGAGAAUUAGCAAUACAAAAACAAUUGUUGUGCUUAAGACUGGCUACUGGAAAAUAAAUUAAAUAUCGCAGUGUUAUAAUUUUAAGCGAAAAAUCAUUGUCAAAGGCCGAUUGUAUCGUACUUGAGAAAAAUGAGCGUAACGAAAUUGGGUUCCUAUGCUAGUCGUUUUGCACAUCGGCAAUCACUCGUUAGAAGACUCACAGCGCCAAAAAUCCAACCCUUUUUCAUUCUGAAGAACAAUAUAUCGAUAGGAUCCGCUAAAGCAAGAGAAGACAAAUUAGAUGAUUUAGAAAAACCGGUUCGUUUUUCCACGUCAGAAGCAGCAGCAUGGGAUCCUGUAGCAAGUCGUACAGGAGACACAGGAAAAGAAAUGCUCUGGUAUCAGCCAAUUGUAGUAGCAGGCAGCACCAUUAUUUUCUUGAUAUACUUUGCCAUAUUCCGAGAGGAAAAUGACAUCGAUGAAAAAUUAUCAUGGAAUUUGCGUGAUCACUUCACCGGUGAAACAUGGACGCAGAUGGAAAAAUCCCAACAAAUUUCUACGGAAUAUGCAAAUAAAGGAGCCACCAUUUUCAAUAAGUGAAACAAUUCCUGGCUCUCUUCCAAAUAAUAUGUAGAAAAUGAGUAUAUUUGUGAAUUUGUUUGCUCCGUUUUCUCUGUUUUAUUCUAAGUUACAAAUUUUUUAAACAACUAAAGAGGGUACAGCAAUUGUCCCCAAAAUAUAUUUCUAACAAUCGUAGUCCAUUCGA
Venturia canescens is the source of this 846-nucleotide messenger RNA. RefSeq lists its product as uncharacterized. The coding region runs from base 231 to 680 and encodes 149 amino acids. Lineage: Eukaryota; Metazoa; Arthropoda; Insecta; Hymenoptera; Ichneumonidae. The transcript has 2 exons. The record is from RefSeq and is a predicted model, not a curated record.